This is a messenger RNA of Ceratina calcarata, 1799 nucleotides long. It is a transcript of the gene Atu, whose product is annotated as Another transcription unit. NCBI's taxonomy places the organism in Eukaryota, Metazoa, Arthropoda, Insecta, Hymenoptera, Apidae. Gene Ontology annotation, cellular component: Cdc73/Paf1 complex; nucleus. The coding region runs from base 16 to 1737 and encodes 573 amino acids. The transcript has 6 exons. Gene Ontology annotation, molecular function: RNA polymerase II C-terminal domain phosphoserine binding. The record is from RefSeq and is a predicted model, not a curated record. Gene Ontology annotation, biological process: positive regulation of transcription elongation by RNA polymerase II; transcription elongation by RNA polymerase II.
UAGGAUACAUGCAGGAUGCCAGACAUUCCUGGUCUGGUUGUGGUUGUGGUUACAUGUUCCAUCCGUUCCAUUCAGGUUAUAGUGGUUACAGUUUACAGUCACGGUUCACCACCAGUUUUGUUGAACAACGUUUACAAGGUUCUUGAUUUUAAAAAAAUGGUGAAUUCGCCUAAUUCUGUAACUAGUGAACCUGCUGAUCCUGAGCAAAAAGCAGAAAGUCCUGAAGAAAACAAAGAUGACAAUGAAUCUGUAAAGUCUGAAAAAUCUGAAAAAUCUGACAAAUCUGACAAAUCUGACAAAUCUGACAAAUCUGACAAGACUGAGAAAUCUGAGAAGUCUGUGAAGACGAGAGGUAGUCCAAAAUCAAACGAUAGCGACAGCUCGCAAAGUUCACCAACUCACAAGGAAGAUAACAGUGGCUCUGCGUCAGAAACAGAAGAUGUAAUAAACAGAGCGAAACAGUUAGUAGAUUCCGAUUCAGAAAGUGAGUCGGCAGAUAAACAAGCAUUAGCUCCAACUGCGGACGCUCUCUUCGGAGAUGCUAGUGACAUCAGCACAGAUGAUGAAAAGGAUAAAGAGGACGAGAAAAGAGAAAGGAGUCGCAGCAAGAGUAGAAGCAGAAGCAAAAGCAAGAGUAGGAGCAGAAGCAGGAGCAGGAGCAGGAGUAGGAGUAGGAGUAGGAGUAAGAGCAGAAGUAAAAGUAGAAGCAGAAGCAGAAGUAGAGAUAGAUCUGAAAGUGAAGGUGAAGGACCCAGUCAGCCAGUCAUUGAAGAUGAUGUGGAUAAGGAGAAAGAAGAAGAGCCUGAACCCCCACCAGAGACAAGGAUUGAUGUUGAGAUUCCGAAAAUCAGCACAGAUUUAGGACGCGAAAUACAUUUCGUAAAACUUCCGAAUUUCCUUUCAGUAGAGACGCGUCCGUUUGAUACGGAAACGUACGAAGAUGAGAUAGAUGAGGAAGAAACGUUAGAUGAAGAAGGUCGAGCUAGAUUAAAACUGAAGGUCGAAAACACCCUUCGUUGGAAGGAAACAUUUGAUGACCAGGGAAAGAUCGUCAAGGAGAGUAACGCUAGAUUUGUAAAAUGGUCUGAUGGCAGCAUGUCCUUACAUCUGGGCUCCGAGAUCUUCGAUGUAUAUAAACAACCGCUUCAAGGAGAUCAUAAUCAUUUGUAUAUCCGACAAGGAACCGGUCUCCAGGGUCAGGCCGUGUUUAGAACCAAACUGACAUUCCGUCCACAUUCUACAGAAUCUUUCACACAUAGGAAGAUGACAAUGUCCUUAGCGGAUAGAUCACAGAAGACGUCUGGUAUAAAAGUAUUAUCACAAGUCGGAACUAAUCCGGAUCAGAAUAGAUACGAGAUGAUUAAAAAAGAAGAGGAAAAACUACGUAUGGCUAUACGAGUUCAAAGCAAAACGAAAAAGAGUUCUGCAGGCAGGGGUACUACUGGACGAGCUGUCGGUGGAUAUAGUGCUGAUGCCUACCAUGAUGAUGGUUCUGAUGACGAAGGCGCUAUUUCCCUCGCAGCAAUUAAAAACAAAUAUAAGAAAGGAUUGAAUAUUCCAGUUAAAGCGUCAAAUAUAUAUUCAUCGGAUGAAGAGGGUUCAGAUUUUGAAACACUGAGACCGAAAAAGAAUAUUAAAGGGAAGGUUCUUAAAGAUUCAGAUGAGGAGUCGAAUUCUGCGAGCGCUUCGGAAAGCGGAAGGGAAGAAGAUAAUCAGGCCGAGAAUGCUAGCGAUUGAAUUAAUGUUUAAUUAUUCACUAAUCUGUAAUAUAAUUAAAUAAAUUAGUAUUCUUUUUACAA